Daphnia magna is the source of this 3391-nucleotide messenger RNA. RefSeq names its product pituitary homeobox 2. Gene Ontology annotation, biological process: regulation of transcription by RNA polymerase II; anatomical structure morphogenesis. Lineage: Eukaryota; Metazoa; Arthropoda; Branchiopoda; Diplostraca; Daphniidae. The record is from RefSeq and is a predicted model, not a curated record. Gene Ontology annotation, cellular component: nucleus. Gene Ontology annotation, molecular function: DNA-binding transcription factor activity, RNA polymerase II-specific; RNA polymerase II cis-regulatory region sequence-specific DNA binding.
UGUGUGUGUAUAUCCUAGGCCGGUAGGGUGGUAGCCUAGAAGGUGGCAUGAUAUAUUAGCUGCGUCUCGUUUCUAAAUCGCAGCCAGAGCCCGGUCAGAUUAGAGAGUGAGCUCGCCUCUAAUCCGUCGCAUUCGAAGCACAGCUUCGCCUCAUCACUGGUGUGUGUGUGCAUGUGCUUGGUUUCGUUUCUUUUUCCUUGUGUGCGUGCGUGUGUGUGUGUAUUUCGGUGUGCCUGGCUUUUUGUACUAUAGGCCAUAGACUCACGACAUUGGCCACUGCCUAUAUCGGAGGCCAUACGUAUUCCAGUGACUUGUCGGGCUUUAACUCGUACAAGCAGUUCUCAGACUGUCCUGUGCCGAUCUCGAAUCCACUUUACGAAAAGCCGCAACUGAUUUCAUUUGGCAAGAGCAGCUUUUCAAACUUUCUUCCUUUGACUGUGACACUGAACUUGCACGGACGAUUGAACUUCACUGUUUCCAUCGUCUUGCUGCUGCUAGCUCUUGUUUCUUCUUGCUGUUGGUAUUGGCGUUGGCCAAGUUGGCGAGUCAUUUCGACGUCGACGCAACAAGCUCCUCCCAUUUGCUUGCCUCUUGUCCGUUCAUCCGACAGGCUCUAGCGAACUAGUGACUCUUCCAUAUCGUAUAGCUAUACUGUUGACUGCCGCUUCAGUUACUACAACACUCUUUGGCUGCCUGACCGUCAACGCACAAUCCAGCUUAAUUCCAACCGUGAGGGGGAGCUUUGUGGUUUAGUUGAACCCGAGAUUCCGACCCAAAGAUCCACCGAAAAGCUUUUCGAGGGUCUUAUUUCUAAAGUCCUUCUUGAUCGGCAUUGAAUUGCUGCUGCGUGCUUUUACAUCACCACUCUUCAAUCCCGACGACCAUAACACCCCAAGCAAAACAGGACAGAAAACAAAACAAACGUGUAAUUCUUCCUCCUUUUGCAAAAAAAAACAAACAAAAGGAAAAGAAAAAGGAAGUUUUCUACUUUCUACAAGUGUGGUUUUUUUUUCGUCUUCUUCUUUUCUUUCGCCUUUGAAAGCGACUGCGUCGUGAUGGAACUUGCCAAUAAUUCUUCCAACAGCGGCGGCGGUAACUUGACAUCCGAUCAGUCGCUGUGCUUACAAGAUUUGGUGGCCGGAGUCGGUGGUGGCGGAUCGGUGGAUCAUCACCGAUCCAUCCCGGUCUCAUACGCCCAACACGCACCGGCUCAUCAUCACCACCACCAGCUGAGCCAUCAUCAUCACCUGCAGAGUAUCCAGCACCAUCAUCAUCAAUUGCAUCAUCACCACCUGACGGGUGCUGGCGUCCACCAGGGCGGCGAAUCAUCGCUGGAUCUUAAUCAACAUCAUGUUUUGAAUUCUAAUCACCAUCACGCGGCCCGCCAUCUCUCGGCUGCAAUGAACGGCGCCGAUGUAUCUUCGUUUAUGACGUCGACUUCAUCGUCGCCGUUCUUGUCGGCAGGCACUGGACACCACCACCAUCCUCACCACCCUCAGCAUCUGAUGGGAUCGAUGGCGACGGCGGUGGCCGUGGCGGCAGCGGCCACUGCUAACGCCAGCAAUAAUCAUUCCCGAAGGCCCAUACACAGUGGAGCUCUAGGAGGUCCUGUACCGACCACCGCAUCUGGAUCGUCCAUCGACAAAAUCAAACGAGAGGCCGAUAAGAAUGGCAGUUCGUCAGUUUUGCAACACCCGCACCAUCAUCACCAGCAGCCGCCACAACAACAGCAACCCUCGCACUUGGUGGCUGAUUCCAACGAGCAAACAGCAGUGGCUUCGGGAACUGAGGAAACGGAUAAGGAUGGCCGGAAGAAGCGCCAAAGACGACAGAGGACUCACUUCACUUCGCAGCAACUGCAAGAGCUUGAAGCCACUUUCACUCGCAAUCGCUAUCCCGACAUGAGCACUCGUGAAGAGAUCGCCAUGUGGACGAAUUUGACUGAGCCUAGAGUCAGGGUAUGGUUCAAAAAUCGACGCGCAAAAUGGAGGAAACGGGAACGCAACGCAAUGAACGCGGCGGCUGCUGCGGCCGCUGAUUUCAAGUCGUCGUUCACUCCGCAAUUCAACGGCCUGAUGCAACCGUUUGGAGCCGCGGCGGCUGCAGCCGACGAGGCGGCGCUAUACGCUGCUGGAUAUGCCCCGCCGACUUACAACGGUUGGGCUGGAAAAGUGCCCAGUCCACUAGCCGGUACAGCCAAAAAUUUUCCAUGGGGACUUAACUCGGUAAACAUGUCGCCACUUAGUGCGGCCGGCUUCAAUCCCGUCGCUCCCGUCAGUCAAAUGGUCAACAGUAGCGCCAUCGGAAUGUCGACAAUGGCCACCAUGUCUAACUCUCUGGGUAUGGCGAGUCAAGCGGCUGGACCUUGUAUGCAGCAUUACGCUAGUCCACCCAAUCAUUACGCAUCUUACCGCGACCAGUGCGGACCUCCACCGCCUCCUCCGCCAUCAGUGACGCCAUCAGCUGUUGUUCCUACAUCGAUCAGUUCAGCCGCUUUACGUUUCAAUAGCAGCAAGUCAAAUAAUAACGGCGCCACCAAAACGAGCAGUGGCAGCAGCUCUAGUAGCAGCACUAGCAGCGGUAGUAGCAAUAGCUCAUCCGGUCUACUUUCUGGCUAUGGCCAGCAACCGGGCAGUCCGCGCUCUAACGCCGCGCUAGCUGCGUGCCAAUAUGCAGGCGCUGAUCGCUCACCUGUCUAAUAAUUCUUAUUCUUAAAAGUCAGCAGGCAUUAUUUGUAAUGGCUCGAAAAAGACGAAUAACGAUUUCUUAAUUAGACAUAAUUAAACAAACAAAAAAUCAAGGCCCAUUUCAUUCUUUAUUUUACAUGGAAUACAGAACUGAAGUUUCUUGGCCAAUCAAUAAAUUUGACGAUGUAAAUAUGUAGCACGUCGGUCUACGCAAUUUCUCCCCCUCGUCACCUGCGUUUGAUAUUGUUUUCUUUCUUGGGAAAUGCCAUGCAAUCUGUUGUGAUUCGUGAGUGACACGGUUUCAUCGUGCAAUUUCAAUCCCGUGCAACUGAAUGUCUAUACCGUAUACAUAAAUUUUAAUUUGUCCUAAUCAUUAUGGCUAUAUUUGGCUGGAGUCUUGUCACCCAUUUUGUUUUGUAAUAGUUUUUUCCCCAAUUUGUUUUUAUUUUUCUUCAUCUAAGCUGAUACACGAUAAUAUUUAAAAAACGAAAAGACAAAAAAAAAUCAUAAAUAAUAAUAGUAAUAAUAAAAAUCGCAUGUCUAAAUCAUAUCGACUCCCUCGACUGUUUAUGAUUUCGUACCAUUCGAAUUUAAUACGAUAGCAUCGUGCAAUGCAUACAAACGAAAAAAUAAAAAAAAUAAUAGCUGUCCAAUAUUUCAUCGUAUUUGAUUGCAAAAAUGAAUAAAAUCCAUUCGGAAACCAA